AAAUGUAUGAGACAAAGAUGGGUCCAAUGUACCAUCCAUUGGAGAAUACCCACAAAGAGGUGGCAAAGUCCAUCAGGACUAUGAAGUAGCGGUCCUGAUGUUAGGAUCAGAAUUGUAUAUAAACCCAGGAAGAAAUAAACGUUCAGUUCAGUUCACCCCAAACCAACCAGCUAUUACUUCCACUCGGAUGCCACAUUUUGGCGACGAGAAUAAAAGUCUAAAAAGUGUAAAAUUUGAAGAAAAAGUUCGUGAGUGAAUCUCGUGCGUGAUGGCAAAUUCCGCGACAGAGACUGCGUCAGCUGCAUCGGGCUUCAACAAACCUCUGGUGGGGCAAAUCGAAGAAUUUUCCGCAGAUGGUGAUUUCAACGUGUAUUGUGAGAGGAUUGAGAACUUGUUCUAUAUGAACUCAGUCUCAGAAGAUCGCAUGAAAUGCGCGAUUUUCCUAAGCUUUGUGGGAGCGGAGACCUACAAGACUCUCAAGGCUGCAAUAUAUCCAGAGGCUGUGAGAUCCAAGACAUACACGGAGAUCAUUGAGGUGCUAAAGGGAAAAUUUGCGCCAAAAAGAAGCAUCAUUGGCGAGCGGUUUGUUUUCUACAAGCGUGACCAACUGGAGGGAGAAACGAUCUCAGAGUUCGUGAUGGCUCUGCAGACCCUGGCAGAGACUUGUGAUUUUGGGGAGUUCCUUCUCUGGGCGCUUCGUGAUAGGCUUGUGAUGGGCUUAUCAAAUGAACGCAUCAAGGAAAAGCUCAUUUCUCUGGAUAAAGGGUUCGAUGAAUCUCUAAAAAGUGCUUUAGCCGCAGAGCUUACCAGCUCUAGUGUUGGGCUCAUGAAAACCACAAAGGUGAACUUUGUUGGUAGAAAAAGGCACAGGGAUCGAUCAGCUGGGCGUUCUUCUGGGAGAGAUUCCGGCGGGAGAAAGAGGCGUCGAUCAGCUGGUCAAAGUCAAAGGCAGGAGUCCAGUUCCAGAAGUGGGUCAAUGUCACGAGAGAAAAAGAGGGAAGUACAAUGCUAUCAUUGCCAAAAAUGGGGAAACCAUUAUGCAUAUAAUUGCCCUCAAAAGAAGUCCCGUUCGAGAGUGAACCACACUGACCGCACUGACCAGUCGAGUGAUAGCGAGCGUGAGGAUAACAUCUCCUCAAUGUUUCUCAAUAGCGUGGUCGUGAAAGUGGACCCGGAGAGAAACCCGCGAAUUGGGAGUGAGCGGAGUAUCAGUGUUCGUGAUGGUGGCAGUGGCAAUGGGAAGAAAAGUGCAAAGAGCCAGGAAGGUGAUCUUCCAGAUGGCCGCACUAAAAAGUGCAGUGCAGUGAAUGGCUGUGAAAGUCAACGUGUGGUGGUGCGCAGCGUCUUCUCCAGCUCAGAAAAGGAGCUACGUGAAGUGGAGAAACUCCUGGAUGAGGAUAUGCCGGAGGAAGCCAUCCUUAAUUGUGAUUUGGAGGAGGAAGAGCGUCUGCUGGGGGAAAUAAAUUCUGCACAAUAAUACGCCAUCCACGGUGACCGGGGUGGAGCCAAAUAAUUUGGCACUAAACUUCCGCCCGAGAACAUUGAUGACAAUGCUUAACAGAGGGGGAGAAGAUGCAGAGCAAAAGAAGCAGUGCAAGCCGAAAAUUAAGAGGCCCGUGAAGGAGUCCUCAAGAGGAUCUGUGAAAGAUUCUAGAGACAGGCGAGAAGUCAAGGAGUCUAAAGGAAAGCAAGAACAUAAUGGAAGUCUGGAGGAAGGUCAAGAAGUUCUAUACUUCCAUACUCUUGGACAGCAAUGGGCGCGAGCGAAGGUGAAGAAACGGCUCAGCAAGACAGUCUAUCAGAUAGACAUCCGUGGAACUCUUAAGAAGGUUCAUCGGGACCAAAUAAAACCCUUUAUAAAACGAGUAAGGUUCCUGGAUGGUCUUCCACCGCAGCCCCAAGCUCACCAUGAGACACCUGUGUCAGACAAUCAGGAUGACUUUCACACACCGCCUUUGACAACAAGAACACCUGUACAACGCAGAAGAAGACGGCGAAUAGCAGAUGAUGUUUCAACUCCCACCUUAAGGCGAUCCAAACGCAUACAGAAGAAAUUAUCAUUUGAUAUAUAGAUUUUAUUAUUUUUGAAGUAGUUGCAUGAUUUUGAAUUGUAAGUCUUAGCUAAAAGGGGGGAAAUGAAAUGUAUGAGACAAAGAUGGGUCCAAUGUACCAUCCAUUGGAGAAUACCCACAAAGAGGUGGCAAAGUCCAUCAGGACUAUGAAGUAGCGGUCCUGAUGUUAGGAUCAGAAUUGUAUAUAAACCCAGGAAGAAAUAAACGUUCAGUUCAGUUCACCCCAAA
This is a messenger RNA of Phlebotomus papatasi, 2300 nucleotides long. RefSeq lists its product as uncharacterized. The record is from RefSeq and is a predicted model, not a curated record. Gene Ontology annotation, molecular function: nucleic acid binding; zinc ion binding. NCBI's taxonomy places the organism in Eukaryota, Metazoa, Arthropoda, Insecta, Diptera, Psychodidae. The transcript has 2 exons. Bases 269 to 1477 code for a protein of 402 amino acids.